CCUCUUUCUCCUCCUCACAGUUCCCCUCCCUGCGCCAUGUCGAAAGCACACGAAGAGUAUCAGUAUCUGGAUCUUAUUCGACGCGUCAUCGCGACUGGGGAGUCCCGAGCCGACCGUACCGGCACUGGCACCCUUUCCAUCUUCGCGCCGAAUCCGCUUCGUUUCUCUCUCGCCUACAACACUCUACCUCUCCUGACCACGAAACGAACUUUCUUACGUGGCAUACUUCUCGAACUUCUUUGGUUUAUACGGGGCUCGACCGACUCGAAGCUGCUCUCGGAGAAGGGCGUGAAGAUAUGGGAUGGUAACGGGAGCAAGGAGUUUUUGGAGAAACGUGGCUUGGGCCAUCGGCGAGAAGGAGACCUGGGUCCCGUAUACGGGUUCCAAUGGAGGCACUUUGGUGCCGAGUACACCGACUGCGAUAAGGACUAUACCGGGGAGGGCGUCGACCAGCUGAAGGAAUGUAUACGCAAAAUCAAGGAGGAUCCCACAGAUCGCCGGAUUAUCCUAAGCGCGUGGAAUCCGAGGGACAUCCCGCAAAUGGCGUUACCUCCCUGUCACAUGAUGUGCCAAUUCUACGUGCACCUCCCUUCCGCGCCUUCCGAGAAACCGAGAUUGUCCUGUCUCAUGUACCAGCGCUCUGCCGACCUCGGCCUCGGCAUUCCGUUCAACAUCGCGUCCUACGCCCUCCUUACGCAUAUGGUCGCGCAAGUCACAGGGACCGAAGCGCACGAAUUGAUCAUCCAGCUCGGCGACGCGCACGUUUACAAGGACCACGUUGAGGCGUUGCAGAAGCAGCUCGAGCGCGAGCCACGCGCGUUCCCGAAGUUGAAAUGGAAGAGGGAGGUGAACGACAUCGAUGAGUUCGUGGCGGAGGACCUCGAGGUGGUAGGGUACGAUCCCCAUCCUAGUAUCGCGAUGAAGAUGAGUGUUUGAUCGCGCUUGUCAUGUGUCUGGUGGGUGAUCUAUGGAUGUACUAGAUGUGUUGUACGUUAUCGCUGUGAUAUUGAGUUUUAAUCUGCC
Molecule: messenger RNA, 1023 nt
Organism: Punctularia strigosozonata HHB-11173 SS5
Lineage: Eukaryota; Fungi; Basidiomycota; Agaricomycetes; Corticiales; Punctulariaceae
Product: thymidylate synthase
Exons: 2
Coding region: 37-936 (299 amino acids)
Biological process (GO): dTMP biosynthetic process
Cellular component (GO): cytosol; mitochondrion
Molecular function (GO): thymidylate synthase activity
Source: RefSeq, a predicted model, not a curated record